Messenger RNA from Capsella rubella, 2410 nucleotides. RefSeq names its product mitogen-activated protein kinase kinase kinase 3. The transcript is spliced from 11 exons. The record is from RefSeq and is a predicted model, not a curated record. Lineage: Eukaryota; Viridiplantae; Streptophyta; Magnoliopsida; Brassicales; Brassicaceae. Gene Ontology annotation, biological process: protein phosphorylation. Gene Ontology annotation, molecular function: ATP binding; protein kinase activity. Bases 236 to 2038 code for a protein of 600 amino acids.
AGAAAGAAAGAGAGAUAAAUAAGUGAAAAGGUCCCAACUUGUGUCUCUCUUUCUCCAACUACCCUUUCGUGCUUAGCUGUCCACUCUCUCUCUCUCUUCUUUGCCGAUGAAAUCUUCAUCUUUCGUAUCUAUCUUCCUUCUCAUGCCCUAAUCUCUCAUCUUCUUUCUUCCAUUGAUUCUGUUUUUAAAAAUCUCACCUUUUCAAUUCAGAGUCCUCCAGUUUUUCUUGUGUGAUAUGCCUACUUGGUGGGGAAGAAAGUCCUGUAAGAACAAGGACGAUAAUCACAGCAAUAGCAGAGGAAUCUCCACAGAUAGAGAUAUCAAGAGCUGUGGUGUUGGUGUUGAUCCUCCUCUCACUCCCACUCGUGGUGGUACACCUCGUUGCAGUCGUGAAUUCGCCGGAGCUUCUUCUGGCUUCUCUGGUUUCGACUCUGAUUCUACAGAGAAGAAAGGUCAUCCUCUCCCUCGUCCUUUGCUCUCUCCUGUUUCGAUCCAUCAAGAUCAUGUAAGCGGAUCCACCUCCGGAUCUACCUCUGUUUCUAGCGUUAGCUCAUCCGGAUCAGCUGAAGAUCAGAGUCAACUUGUUGUCUCUAGAGGUCAUUCUGAUGUGAAAUUCAACGAGAGAGCUUCCCCAAAGGCAGUAUCUAAUAGGCCCACGUCUCCACUGCAUCAGCGAUUAUCUGGAGUUGUGAGUCUAGAGUCUUCAACAGGGAGGAAUGAUGAUGGAAGGUCCUCCUCUGAGUGCCACCCUUUGCCUCGACCCCCUACUUCUCCUACAAGCCCUUCUGCUGUGCAUGGUUCCAGGAUUGGAGGAGGCUACGAGACCUCUCCUUCAGGGUUUUCCAAGUGGAAAAAAGGCAAAUUUUUGGGAAGGGGCACCUUUGGCCAAGUCUAUCAAGGGUUCAACAGUGAGAAAGGAAAGAUGUGUGCUAUUAAAGAGGUCAAUGUCAUUACUGACGACCAAACGUCAAAAGAAUGUCUGAAGCAACUAAAUCAGGAGAUAAAUUUGCUUAGCCAGCUUUGUCAUCCGAAUAUUGUCCAGUAUUACGGAAGUGAACUGAGUGAAGAAACCUUGUCCGUCUACUUGGAGUACGUGUCAGGUGGUUCAAUCCAUAAACUGCUUAAGGAGUAUGGUUCUUUCACUGAACCUGUUAUUCAAAACUACACGCGGCAGAUUCUCGCUGGACUUGCCUAUUUACAUGGACGAAAUACAGUACAUAGGGACAUCAAAGGAGCAAAUAUAUUAGUGGAUCCGAAUGGUGAAAUAAAGUUGGCAGACUUUGGGAUGGCCAAACAUGUAACAGCCUUUUCUACUAUGCUUUCUUUCAAAGGGAGUCCUUACUGGAUGGCACCCGAGGUUGUGAUGAGCCAAAAUGGCUACACUCGUGCAGUCGAUGUCUGGAGUUUGGGUUGUACUAUUCUCGAAAUGGCAACAUCAAAGCCACCUUGGAGUCAGUUUGAAGGGGUUGCUGCGAUUUUCAAAAUCGGAAACAGCAAAGACACCCCAGAGAUACCUGAUCAUCUUUCAAAUGAUGCAAAGAAUUUUAUUAGGCUUUGCCUGCAACGAAAUCCUACAGCACGUCCUACAGCUUCUCAGCUUCUAGAGCACCCUUUUCUACGUGUACACACAACACGAGUGGCUAAUAAUAGUAUGCCCAAAGAUGCCUCCCCACGCCCCUUUGAUGGAAGCUACUCACUGCAGCCUACAAGGGAAUCCUAUCCAGGGAGACUGAGCCAUGAUAAUUACCAAAGACAGCCAGUGUCUAGAACUAUAAAGAGCCCAAGAGAAAACGUAAGAGCUAUCACAUCCUUGCCAGUAUCUCCAUGUUCAAGCCCUUUACGUCAACUUGGGCCGGCAUACAAAAGUUGUUUCCUGUCACCUCCUCAUCCAUCGUAUUUAUUUCCUGGGCAAGACAGUGGGUACAACCUAGCGGAGUUUGCUGCUAGCCCUUUCAGGGUGAAGAAAGACACAAUGAUAGAACCAUCUAGUUUCAGGGCUCAAACACCGAAUUCACCCUUGAGAUCAAGACUGGUGUAGAAAUGGAGCAAAAAUUCGAGAGCAUGGGAGCCAAAUACCAUAAACAAGUCCCCAAGGACCAUGUAUAAACACAGUGUCUCCUCCUAAUUUUGGCCUUCUCCUUCUGUAGACCCUGGGAAAUGUGAAGUUAUGAUACCAUAGUUGUGUGUUGGGGCAUCUACUAGAAGUGGGGAUUUUUGGAACAAGAAGGAGAAAUUAGGGGGGAAAGAGAGAUGUAAAGAGAAACACGAAAUGAAUACAAAGAUUAUAGAGUGAGAAGUAAAGAUAGUAAGUUGUGUUGUUUAUACAAAGAUGAUAAAUUCAACCAUUUGUUUUCAAACCUACAGUGUGAAUAUACUUUUUCAGAAAGCAAACAAGUCAUGAGUUUGAAUU